Pseudogymnoascus verrucosus is the source of this 2191-nucleotide messenger RNA. RefSeq lists its product as uncharacterized. The record is from RefSeq and is a predicted model, not a curated record. Gene Ontology annotation, molecular function: DNA binding; DNA-binding transcription factor activity, RNA polymerase II-specific; zinc ion binding. Gene Ontology annotation, biological process: regulation of DNA-templated transcription; DNA-templated transcription. The coding region runs from base 99 to 1742 and encodes 547 amino acids. NCBI's taxonomy places the organism in Eukaryota, Fungi, Ascomycota, Leotiomycetes, Thelebolales, Thelebolaceae. The transcript is spliced from 4 exons.
GCAUCCCAUGACCUCCACUAAGAAUUCCACAAUUCAAAACUUUACAGAACACUUAUAGCUUUCACCAGACAACUUCACUAGUGUCGCAGCAUUUUGCGAUGCUCAGCCCCUAUGGCCAAAGCGGGCCCGUCAGAAUACCAGAAGUCCAAUUCUAUGGCAGCGUACGUCGUGCGUGCGAUUGCUGUAGAAGAAAAAAGAUCCGAUGCGAUACCUCUCUACCAUGCGGGAACUGCCGUACGAAAUCGCUUACAUGCACCUACUUGCAUUCUCCAAAGAUGAAGGGACGGGAGAAGAGCCAAGAUAGUGCAGGGCUGGGUUCUAUUUUCCAAAGCAAUGGCGAGCCAGUCUACGAGGGGCAACAGAGAUUACCAACCAGCAGCUCGUCACCAACGUCACUGGAGUAUCAAUUUGCGUGCUCUUUGGACAAUUUGCAACCAAAUUUACCGAGCAAUAUCUCUGUUGCAAGCCACAACGAUGCAGCCUCCCUAUCCGUCGGGUCGCCAGUAUAUCCCGAAACCUACGGUGCGCCGGGCCUAGUUGCACGGCCUGCUGCCUCUGAAGAUUCUUACGAUGGCUGGCCUGACAAAAAACCGCGUAUCCAAGUGUCGAUUGUAGAUCUCUUACCGCUAAUAGAGAUGUACUUUGACCACCUUUUCCCGAUAAUGCCGGUCUUGGAUCGAAACAAGUAUCUCAAUUCAAAAGUGCUCGAGGAUCAGGUUGCUCUACCUCCAGGAGAGCAUGCUUUACUAACUGCUGUUUCAGCACUGACAAUAGUGCAGCUCAGUCUCCCAGGGCACUUUGUGCCGAAUGAUAUUCCAACAAUAUCUGCUGGGAUGUUAAUCGAGGAGUGUUUACGGACGCGCCAUAGAUGCAAUUACAUUGAAAACCCAAAUCUAUCAACCGUUCUGACAUCCUUCUUUUUAUUUGGCUAUUACGGAAACCUCGAAAAGCACAACCAAGCUCGACAUUUUCUUCACGAAGCCAUCUCGUUUGCUGAAGCAAUUAAACUUGAUGACGAAGUCUACUUAUCCCAGCUGGAGACUAGACAGGAGCAGUGGUAUCGAAGGACAUUCUGGCUUUUGUUUAUUACUGAAAGGGCAUAUGCUCUUCAGCAGCAGAACCGUAUUAAAAUCCAGACCUCAUUAAACAAACUACCCGCAGUCUUUGGAUCGGAAGAGCCGCAACUUCUAUACGGAUUCGUCAAUCUUGUCAACUUAUUUAUCGUCAUCGAUAGCACGUUCCUAUCUAUGGUGAAUAGUACGUCAAAAAGCGCCGACUUUUCUAAGACUUGGCUUGUUGAAGUUCUCCGCAAGCUGGCUGCGUCGUCCAUAACAUAUGAAACCCUUGAAACGCACCAACUAGACAUCUUGGUAUCAAGACAAUGGCUACAGAUGCGUCUGUGGCAGCUCAGUGUGAAGCAGGGCCUACUCACUACGAACUCUACCGAGGAGCCUUUUAAUUUACAAUACCCGAUUCUCCUUGCACGAGAUGUCGUGAGAACUAUCAGCUCGGUGAAUCAGGAAACAUUAGACUCUCACGGUAUUGGAAUGGAGCAAAAGCUGGCCGAUAUAGCCGCCUGUUUAACAGACGUGCUAAAAUGUGCUGAAGGUGAUAUGUCGGAGCCAUAUCCGCAAGGUCGUGAAUACCUUGUGGCUUUGUUUGAACAACUGUCGCGGAUGAGGGGAGCCCAAUCGCGUUACUUGCAGCCCUUACUAGAGAAGUCCCAUGCCGUCACUUGCUAGGGAUUCUCAUUGCAAACGGAUUUCGAAUGAACUUGGAGGGAUACGUGCAAUAAGAUGGCCAAGAUGAAGAGCUGGCGAAUAGCCGCAUCGCUGGUGCCGCCAUGGUGAAGAUGCUUGGAAGGGACUCCAAAAAGUUUAGAAAGUGGGCAAACGAGAUUUGUCAACGAACUUUGUAAAACAGCGACGGAGGUUAAAUGUUUGAAGUUACUACGGAACAUACGGAACAUACGCUCAAGAAUAGACAACACUGAAGAUCCUCUAAUACUGUGCUGUAUGUAGAGAGGAACUAUAGUACAUAGGCAGGCAACGUUACAUACCGAUUUGUAAUGUCCAAAGGUUGAAAGGCGUAAGCUGCCAAGUCAACCGAACGAACCCAUUAGAUAAACAGGAUACAAAGAAUAAAGAACAUAUCAUAUCUCCUAAUCAACAAAUAGCGUACCGACAGGGAG